AUGCUGACCAUCAUCCGCCCUUGCUCUGCUCACGGAACUGUCAACCCGGCAUUCGAGAUCGCCGCUCGCCAGGAGUACUCCCUCGACAACGCUAUGAACCUUGCUCACUGCAACAUCCAGCUUGAGAAGCGCGGCUACAUUAACGAGGCUGCUUAUCGCCGAGCUCAGGUUGCCGACUCCCUUCGUCGCACGGGCAUUAGCAUGCGUGAUAUCGACUCCGUCCUCAGCACCGAUCAUGAGAUCAGUGAUGACAGCGUCAACUGGCACACUCCUGAUGCUGAAAUCUUCGCUACUCGUGAUGAUGGCUGCGUUCUCAGCAUCGAGACUACCGAGGGCCCUUUCUACGUUGAGGGAGAGCUUGACCGCUUUGACCUGACCGAUGGCCAGUCUGGCAUCCCCAUGUACCUGGACCUCCAGAUCAUCGACACCGAGACCUGCAAGCCCGUCCCCGACAUCUGGGUUGAAGUCUGGCACACCAACUCCACCGGCAUCUACUCAGGCGUCGUCUCCAAGGCCAACGGCGCAGGCGAAUCCGACCCCUCCAAUGCAGACAAGACCUUCCACCGCGGCCUCCGCAAGACCAACGCCAAGGGUGCCGUCUGGUUCGGCACCAACCUGCCCGGCCACUACUCCGGUCGCACCCCACACAUCCAUAUCAUGACCCACGUCCCUGGCACCGAGCGCCUUGCCAACGGCACCAUUCGGGACAACGUCGCCACCCACGCGGGCCAGCUCUUCCUUGACCAGAAGCUCGUCGAUACUUUCCGCAAGCACGAGCGCUACGCCGGCAACGAGCAGACCUUCAUCGAGAACAAGCAGGAUUACUAUUUCCGCCAGGAGGCGAAUUUCACGGAUCCUGUCAUGAGCUAUGUUCUGCUUGAUCACGAGGAUCGUGAUCUCGAGAAGGGUGUUAUGGCUUGGAAGCUUGUGGGUGUGAACAUGACUAAUGUUCGCGAGAUAUACGUCGCCAACAAGUUAGAGGGUUAG
This is a messenger RNA of Colletotrichum acutatum, 987 nucleotides long. RefSeq names its product Intradiol ring-cleavage dioxygenase. The transcript has 3 exons. Bases 1 to 987 code for a protein of 328 amino acids. Gene Ontology annotation, molecular function: iron ion binding; oxidoreductase activity, acting on single donors with incorporation of molecular oxygen, incorporation of two atoms of oxygen. Lineage: Eukaryota; Fungi; Ascomycota; Sordariomycetes; Glomerellales; Glomerellaceae. The record is from RefSeq and is a predicted model, not a curated record.